CCCCCCCCACCGCCACGAGACCGGCGGAGCCCCGGGCCCGCGCGCGCGGCCGUUGCGGGCGGCGCCGCCAUGAGGCGCGGGGAGCGGCGGAGCCCCGGGCGCGGGGAGCGACGCAGCCCCGGGCGCGGGGAGCGGCGGAGCCCCGGGCGCGGCGGGGCCCCCGGCAAGGCCGCCCUGGAGGAGCAGCCGCCCGCCCCGCAGCACCCCCCGCAGCCCAACGGCGGGGCCCCCGCGGCGGCAGCAGCAGCAGCAGAACGGCCCCCGCCGCCCGCAGCCGAGAGGAGCAGCCCCGGCCUGCGCCGCAGCACCGAGUCCGAGGUGUACGACGACGGCACCAACACCUUCUUCUGGAGAGCUCAUACUUUAACAGUCUUGUUCAUCCUCACGUGUGCGCUGGGCUACGUAACCUUGCUUGAGGAAACACCACAAGACACAGCCUACAACACAAAGAGAGGAAUUGUUGCCAGUAUCUUGGUGUUCUUAUGUUUUGGAGUUACACAAGCUAAAGAUGGACCAUUCUCAAGACCUCAUCCAGCUUACUGGAGGUUUUGGCUCUGUGUCAGCGUUGUGUAUGAGCUCUUCCUCAUCUUCAUACUCUUUCAGACUGUACAGGAUGGCAGGCAGUUCAUGAAGUACAUUGAUCCACACCUAGGUGUUCCUUUGCCAGAAAGAGACUAUGGUGGCAACUGCCUUCUUUACGAUCCUGGCAACGGGAGUGAUCCAUUCCACAACAUCUGGGACAAACUGGAUGGAUUUGUUCCUGCUCACUUUUUUGGCUGGUACCUGAAGACGUUGAUGAUCCGAGACUGGUGGAUGUGCAUGAUCAUCAGUGUCAUGUUUGAGUUCCUGGAGUACAGCCUGGAACACCAGCUGCCAAACUUCAGUGAAUGUUGGUGGGAUCACUGGAUAAUGGACGUGAUCUUGUGUAACGGAUUGGGAAUUUACUGUGGGAUGAAGACUCUGUCUUGGCUCUCUUUGAAAACAUACAAAUGGCAAGGACUUUGGAACAUUCCUACGUACAAAGGUAAAAUGAAGAGGAUUGUCUUCCAGUUCACCCCGUACAGCUGGGUCAAAUUUGAGUGGAAGCCAGCGUCCAGCCUGCGCAGGUGGCUGGCAGUGUGUGGCAUCAUCUUUGUAUUUUUAUUGGCAGAGUUGAACACAUUUUACUUGAAGUUUGUCCUCUGGAUGCCACCAGAACACUACCUGGUCCUGUUACGCCUUGUCUUUUUUGUCAAUGUGGGAGGUGUGGCUAUGAGGGAGAUCUACGACUUCAUGGACGACCCGAGGUUCCAUAAGAAGCUGGGUCAGCAGGCAUGGCUGGUGGCUGCCAUCACUGCCACGGAGUUUCUGAUCGUGGUGAAGUACGAUCCCUACACACUCACCCUUUCCCUUCCCUUCUACAUCACCCAGUGCUGGAUCCUGGGAAUCAUCCUGGUGCUCACCUGGACAGCCUGGCGCUUCUUCAUCCGGGACAUCACUCUGCGGUAUAAGGAGAUACGGCGGCAGAAGCAGGAGCACAAGUAUGAGAAGGACAAAUGCCUGAGCAAUGGUGAUGGACACUCAUCAGUGCUGGAGGAACAAAACAGGAACAAACUGAGGGAGAAGAAACUUUGAGCAACAGACAAAGGGCUAAAAGGAACUGGUAGUGCUCAAGUUGGCCUGGUGGACAGUUGCAACCUUACCCUACCUAACUUGUAACUUUCGUUGUUAGCUUUCCAACGCGUGAGAGCCCUCUCGGGGGAAAAGGUGUCGUUCUGACACACACAUCCUUCCUCCUCCUGUCCUAGUGAGAGCUGGAGAAAGGCUGUGUAGAGGGAAGUCAGAGCCACCACCCUUGCAACAAGAUGGGCUCUUCAUUCAGACGUGUUGUAUGUCUUCCUUGAAACCAGGUUUGGAGACAAGGGGCUUUAAAACAAAGCGCGAAGGAAACCUAGCUGAUCUAUUUCCAGUAAACUGUGAGAUUUUGGUUUUGACCUUUGGGCAUUAGGAACACUUGUUUUGGAGUGUACAGAUACCUGGCACAGGAAAUGAAUUGAUUUUAUCUGCUCAAGCUUCCUUGAGCUGUGGAGCCAGGUCGUGUAAAGUGUCCAGCCACUGGUAACAAACUGCAGCGAGACAAAUGUAGAGAAACUGAAGCUUGUGAACAAGUUGCACAACUUGCACAGAAUGUAACCCAGGACACUACUGUUACACCCUCUGCUGGGGGUGAUUGCCUUUCUCUGAGCUGACUUCCAACAUCCUGGAAUAGCCUACAAUAGUUCCGUGUUGUAUCGCAGCUCUAGGGAGACAGCCAACUCUCCUUGGUUCUUUUAUUUUUCUUUUAGUCUUGGUCAUCUCUUUGAGGGCAGGUUCAGUAAGGUCAGCCUGCCUUCCCUUCGCUCCGGGGAGUCAAACACCUCGCAGGCAGGACGCAGGGAGUUACUCCAUCGGGCUUAAGUUAUUUGCCUUAUUCUCAGCUCGUUCAGUUUGCUUUCCAGCAGGGUUUCAUUCUUGGUGCCUGCUGCACGGGGCACGUCAGGUUCUGCCACCCCUCAGGGCUGCCCCGUGGCUCCCAGGGUGGCUCCAGGGAGUCCAGCAGCUGUUCCUGCAGCCACACGAGGUGCUGCUGCUGCUCCUCCCCUGCUGUCCCUGCCAGCAGAGCAGCCUGAGUGCAGCAAAGUGCAGCUUCUUCCCCAGGUCUGCGGGCCAAGCCAGACAGCAUUUUUUUGCUUGGUGACUCAGCAUCUAGGAAAAGCAAUUGGAAGCCUGGGCUGCGUUGUUGUUUUAUUUCCAGGUCAUUAUUCCAAAAUGUAAGUGCUCCACUAAGCACCAGUUCUGUCACCUCUGCUCUGGGCCUUGCAGCCGCCCCGGCGGCACUGACGUCCCUUCGCCGUCACUCCUAGAUGCUGCCACCUGCUCUGGCUGCUAGAGGGUAUUGUUUUUCAGGGAAGUGUUUAUGCAGAAGAACAUGACAUAAACAGCACUGGUGAAAGUUCAGGAGUGCAACCCCAAUGUUUUUAAGUGGUAGGAGACCCGUGGAGCUGCUGCCUAGCUGCCAUCCACGCUUUCCAUCCCUUCUCAACCUGUGCAGGAAUGACCACCAAUAUCUGCAUCUCUGCCACUUGACAGUGACCCAGGCACCUCCUACCCCUGAAGGAUGGGCACUCAGUGGGAGAGCAGACUGAUCCAUGGAGCAGUUGGUUGUGUCUGAAGAGCCCCACAGAGGCAGCAGAGCUGAGGGGCUGCCUGCAGGGGAGAGGGGGUGACCAACACCAGAGGGGGCAUCAGCUGCUUCCUCCAGCCCUGCCACGUGCUGUGGGCAGUUGCUACGUGGCUGCUCCUGAGUGGUGGUGCUUUGCUGCUGUGAGGUAGUGCAGAGUAGACAGCUGUGUAACUAGAUGCUGACAGGUCUGUAGAUGGGCAGAGUGCUGAGUUGAGCAAGUAUUUCUUUGCCUUUCCACCCGGAGUCGUUCUAGUUCCAGCUUUAGACCAGUCCAUGGACCUGGUUGUUUGGUAGCUCGUACCAGUGUGUUGUGCUUGUGUUGUCCCAGCCAGGCUCAGGUUGGUGUCUCCCCAUUCUCUUUGUGCUGGUUAACUCUGUGCCCCCCUCUCCCACCUCCUGGGUCUGUCUCAUUUGGGUGGCAGCAGGCAUGUGGAGGGAUCCAUCCCUGUACCUGGCUCCCCUCCCUGCCAAAACCCCAUGGAUGUACCUGUGAAACACCUGGUGAAGGAUACCUGUUCCCUGGGGACCCUCCUGGAGCUUUGACCUAAUACAUGAACCACUGACUUGUUUGUCUACAUCCAUCUAAACAGCUUCUAUGGUUAGUCUGGGUAACUGAACCAGUGUAAUAAAGCAAUGUUUGCUGGCGUGUUCUUUGGUA
Apus apus (common swift) is the source of this 3860-nucleotide messenger RNA. It is a transcript of the gene PTDSS2, whose product is annotated as phosphatidylserine synthase 2. The transcript has 12 exons. The record is from RefSeq and is a predicted model, not a curated record. Gene Ontology annotation, biological process: phosphatidylserine biosynthetic process. The coding region runs from base 70 to 1614 and encodes 514 amino acids. Gene Ontology annotation, molecular function: L-serine-phosphatidylethanolamine phosphatidyltransferase activity. NCBI's taxonomy places the organism in Eukaryota, Metazoa, Chordata, Aves, Apodiformes, Apodidae.